Syzygium oleosum is the source of this 1373-nucleotide messenger RNA. RefSeq names its product GPN-loop GTPase 3. Gene Ontology annotation, molecular function: GTPase activity. The record is from RefSeq and is a predicted model, not a curated record. The coding region runs from base 321 to 1124 and encodes 267 amino acids. The transcript is spliced from 10 exons. Lineage: Eukaryota; Viridiplantae; Streptophyta; Magnoliopsida; Myrtales; Myrtaceae.
UCUUUUUCUUCGAACCUGUCACCACUUUGCCCUGCAACUUCUCUCUCUCUCUCUCUCUCUAAAACCCUCGCGAGAGCGUACCAAGAUUAGGGCUUUCCCAGAAAGCAAGACACCCACCUCAGCUCCUCUUCACACCACUGGUUUUGAGAUGAUCUGCGCACUUGGUGCUGUUUGUUAUGUCUUAUUCUGACUUGCUGAGAUUGCUGUUUGCCGUGGGGGUUUGGUGUACCGCGUAUAUUGCGGCUGCCGUUCUCGAGUCACUUCGGGUCUUCAAUACCCUUUGUCCGCGCUGAUUUCGAUAGCUGGUUUUGAAGGCUGCGAUGGGCUAUGCACAGCUGGUCAUCGGCCCUGCUGGCAGUGGCAAGUCAACUUACUGCUCGAGUUUGUAUCAACAUUGUCAAACUAUCGGGCGGACGAUACACAUUGUUAACCUAGAUCCUGCAGCAGAGAAUUUUGACUAUCCUGUGGCCAUGGAUAUUAGAGAGCUCAUUUCAUUGGAAGAUGUAAUGGAGGAACUUGGAUUGGGCCCAAAUGGCGGCCUUAUGUACUGCAUGGAACAUCUUGAAGAAAACCUAGAUGAUUGGCUCACGGAGGAGCUGGAUAACUAUUUGGACGAUGAUUAUUUAGUAUUCGACUGUCCAGGCCAGAUAGAACUUUUCUCACACGUGCCAGUGCUUCGGAAUUUUGUGGAGCAUUUACAGCGUAAGAACUUCAAUGUCUGUGCGGUAUACUUGCUCGAUUCACAGUUCAUCACAGAUGUGACCAAAUUCAUCAGUGGAUGCAUGGCAUCUCUCUCUGCCAUGGUUCAACUCGAAUUGCCCCAUGUCAAUAUCCUGUCAAAAAUGGACCUUGUGAAAAACAAGAGAGAUAUUGAUGAUUACUUAAAUCCGGAGCCUCGAGUCUUGUUGUCGGAGUUGAACCAAACGAUGGCUCCUAAGUUUGCGAAGCUCAAUAAUGCUUUGGCAGAACUGGUGGAUGAAUAUAGCAUGGUGAGCUUCGUGCCUCUUGAUUUAAGGAAAGAGAGCAGCAUACAAUAUAUAUUGUCCCAAAUCGACAACUGCAUCCAGUAUGGGGAAGACGCGGACGUGAAGGUCAAGGAUUUCGAUGAUCCAGAGGAUGACUGAACUCCCUAUAUGUACUUUUGGUGUACUCGGAGGUUAUUAUGUCUUGUGAUAUCUUUGAAGUGUGUUGGGCAGCGAUGUCGGUCCUUCCGUCCACGCAUAUCAUUGGGUUGAAACUCGUGUGAUACCUCUGGCGAAGUGGAGUUGAAGUGUAGAUAUAGGCCUUCUGUUCAGAGUCCAUGUGCUGGAGACUGACACUGUUUAUAAACUUCUACUCCAAUAUGAGUUAAUCCACCAGUUCGCUUUGAAGUA